GCCCGCCACGCGAGCCGGGCACCUGUGCCAGGAGCCCUGUCGAAUCAACUGAGAAGUGACUUGCAGAGCAGACACCAUGAGCAUCUCAGCUCUUGGAAGCAGCACCAAAGGGAAGCCUCUCACAGCUGGCGAAGAGGAGCGCAGUAAUGUACUCAAGCAGAUGAAGGUGCGAACCACUCUGAAGGGUGACAAGAGCUGGAUCACCAAGCAGGAUGAGUCAGAGGGCCACACCCUAGAGCUGCCCUCUGGUCGGAGUCGUGCCACGUCCUUUUCAUCAGCUGGAGAGGUGCCGAAGCCCAGCAGGCCUACGAGCACAAGGGCUUCCACUGGCUAUAUCAUCCGGGGAGUGUUCACCAGGCCCAUAGACAGCUCGUCCCAGCCCCAGAAGCACUUUCCUAAGGCCAACGGAGCUACAAAAAGCGCUGCCAAUGUGGUGAGAGCAGCUCCUGCCGGGCCUCUCCGCCCCUCCUCCUCUGGGUACAAGAUGACCACUGAGGACUACAAGAAGCUGGCACCUUACAACAUCAGGCGCAGCUCAGCCUCAGGGGCUGCUGAAGAAGAGGAUGUGCCCUUCUCUUCUGAUGAGCAGAAACGGAGGUCAGAAGCUGCUAGCAGUGUGGUAAGGAAGACAGCUGCCCGGGAGCGCUCCUAUGUCCUGUCAGCAGCCAAGAAGAGCACCGGCAGCCCUGCCCAGGAGAUGCAGGCCCCAUUCAUUGCAAAGAGGGUGGAGGUGGUGGAUGAGGACGGGCCUUCUGAGAAGAGUCAGGACCCAUCUGCUCUGGCAAGAUCCCCUCCCAGCUCCAGCAGACCUCCCCUGGACUCCAAAGACAAAGAAGCCCACAGCCCCAGCGAGCCUAAGAGAGACUUGGCUGGUGAGGAGGCCUUUAAGGGCCCCAGUCCAGACUCUGAAAGCAGGUCAAGUGCACAAUCAAGGGAUGGCAACAUGGGAUCCAGAGCCAUGAGCUCCCUACCUGAAAGCUUGGCUGGAACAGACAUCAGCUCUGGGAGAGGAGGGGUGUGCUCAGCUGCUGGCUUCACCCCUCUCCUGGAUGAUGAGGAUGUGCUCGGUGCCAACUUUCACCCUCGUAAACCUGGAUCAGCGGCCACCAGCUGUGUUGCCACUUUGGCCUCUGCUGUACCAGCUGACAUAAAGAGCGAUAGCCCAGCAGACCUGGAGAACAUGGAGGCAAACUUGAAGGGAUCCUCGGCUGGUUUGGAGGAGAAGAAUGUGGUCGCCCAGCUGGGAGACAACUGGCAGGAGAAGCCUGCAGCCCUGCGAGGUGGCCAGGGAGGCCCAGCUGCAUUUGCCCAGCAUUCCGAAGACCUCAGCCCUCCAGAGGGGAGGAGCAGCCCCGCAAGACCCCAGCAGCUCAUGGAUUUGGAGAGCCAGGCCGGCAGAUCCUCGGCUGGUUUGGAGGAGAAGAAUGUGGUCGCCCAGCUGGGAGACAACUGGCAGGAGAAGCCUGCAGCCCUGCGAGGUGGCCAGGGAGGCCCAGCUGCAUUUGCCCAGCAUUCCGAAGACCUCAGCCCUCCAGAGGGGAGGAGCAGCCCCGCAAGACCCCAGCAGCUCAUGGAUUUGGAGAGCCAGGCCGGCAGCAAAGGAAUCCUCUUCAUGAAGGAGUACAUGAAUGCUAGUGAGGUAUCUUCCAGGAAGCUGGUGUCUUCACACUUCAGCAGCAUCGGCAGCUCUGAGGGCUCCUUCAGCAUGGAGAAGAAACCCCUAUAUGACAGCACACCGUACUUCGAGAGAACAACUGGAGGAGUCUGUACUUAUUGCAACAGAGAGAUCCUAGACUGUCCAAAGAUUACCCUCGAACAUCUUGGCAUCUGCUGCCAUGACUAUUGCUUUAAGUGUGGGAUUUGCAGUAAACCAAUGGGUGAGCUCCUGGAUCAGAUCUUCAUUCACAGUGACACCAUCCACUGUGGGAAAUGCUAUGAGAAGCUCUUCUAGUCCCCCCAGGCUAAGAAGAAGCUGAUGACUGCUGGACAAGUUUAGCCGUACCCAGUUGUCCCAAGUUGCUGGCUCCUCUUCCCUCAUCACUUGAUUUCUUCAUUCUUUGCCCUUCUCAAGUUGAACUUGCUUACAUCCAGUAGCAUAUGUUAAUGAUGCUAUGAUAUUACUUGCGUGUGUAGCUUUUUAUAGCUCAGAAAGUGCUUCAUAUCCAUGGUCUUAUUUCUGGCUCAGCAAAGAAGAUUGAACAAGAAUUCCAUCUUUGCUUCCCUAAGGCAUGUCGACUCUCUGAUGAGUUUAGGUGGCCUGGUAUGAUAGGCAUAGGCAGGAACAUUGCGUUCAGUGUGUACUGACUUGGGACAGGGAGCAAAUCACAUUUUGGCUUUCAAGUCUGAGUAUACCUUUGGUACUUUAGAAUACAUGGAGACCCCUGAAGCUUCUGAGGGACCAGGAUGAAGAUUGUUGACGAUCCCUGAUGGGUAAAUUGCAGACAUUGAAUGCUAGGGAUUGGCAUAGGCCAGUGUUUAGCUUUUCAAUUUGCCAUAUAUACAUUUUAAACUUUUAAUAUACUUUUAAAAGUAGUUAGUUGCUUUUGAUUGAGCUAUAUAGCAGGCUUUCAUUACCUCCUCUACCCACCUUUCACUAUACAGUUGAGGUUAUCUUUUCUGCAGGCAUGUGGGCAUGUAUUAGAAAGUUUACACAAGUUGGUUUAAAUUCUAUAGGAUGUGAUUGUUAGGAGGCUACUGACCAAAGGAACACCUGUGUCUGAAUCUUAAUAGCUGAUUAAUACCUUUGCCCUCAAUUCCCAAUCCCUAGGCUUUACACAGAAAUCUUCUAGAGUAGGUUAUAGAAUGUAUACACUCCAGCAGGAUUAAGCAGGGAGAAAAGCAGCUAACAUUUCUUGAGGCCUUACUACAUGCCACACAUUAUCACAAAGUGAUGGCAUUAAUCCCCAUUCUAAUUCUUUGCAGAGGGUAUUCUUGUCCCAGUUUUACCUAUGAGGAUACUGAGGCUUGGAGAGGUGGUCUUCGUAUUAUGCAGAACCAUUGCUGUCUCUCUCUAGUAACAGUAACCAUAACAGCAAGCAUUGAAUUAGUGCUGAGUAUAUACCAAGCACUGUGCAGAGGUUACCUAACCUUACCAGGUAACACAGGUGCCCCCUGACAAACUCUUAACAGAGGGGGGAAGGUGUGAAAUCACACUCCUCCUAUGGGCAUCCUGGGUCACCCUGUGAAGUACCACAAAGGCCAGGCUGCCCCGCUUCCCUCUCCUCCUCUUUCUAUGAAAACACUUCUGAACCAAGAUGCUCUCAGAUGGGAAGAGAUUUCACUCAGAGACCUUCCCAAAGAGGAGUUUGUCAACCCAGGGAAAGCUCCAGUGGGCUAGCCACUCUAAACACAGGGCCUUCAGUGAUCUCCUAUUGUCCAGUCCAGACUCUGUCCCAAGCUAGUAGAAACCUGUUGGCUGGCUGGACAGAUGCGGGCCCAUCCAUACCAUCAGUGAUGCUCUGCUCAGGGUCAAUUGUGCUUCUCUGCCUUUGGGACCAGCACAUUGUGCGAGCUCAUUGAGAGGAGGAACAACCUGAGAGUUUCUAAUGAAAAAUGAGGGCCUGUUCUCUUUAUUUUAUUAGAAAAUGUCUCUCCAUCUCUCUUCAGUUUCUGAGCCCUGUGCACACUGGCUGAUUGGACAUCUGCCAAAUGAUCAGAGUGGAACAUUCCAUUUAUUUGCAUAGAUGUGCUUCAGAUUUGCUCUGGAGGAAACAAGUGGUACAAUUACUGACGCUAAAUAUAAGCUGGUCUUUCUAAAGUGUAGCCUGCAACAUGAGACUUGGCACAUGGUAGGCACUGACACACAGGUGCUGAGUGAAUGAAAGGGAAAGUAAGGUCACUCCUUUGGGUGGGAGGUGCCAUCUCUGGGUCUUGGUACAGGCCUAGCUGAUGAAGUGCAGAAUAAAGAGACCCAAGAUAGGCUGGCUUCAAGGUACACUCUGCCUUUUAAGGGAGUUUUAGAACCAACAUGCAAGAGAUUGACAGAAAGUUUGCAAGAUCAAUAUUGAUUUCAAUCCAAAACAACCUUUUUCAAUCUAAAAAGGCAGGAAUUCUGCAGACUCAAGGAAAAAGGGUGGUCCCAUUACACUUUUGCUUCUUUUUAAUUGCCUAAUGUUUUUAAUCAUACUUGCUUAGCCCACAUCAAUGCAC
Messenger RNA from Pteronotus mesoamericanus, 4149 nucleotides. RefSeq names its product zinc finger protein 185 with LIM domain (gene ZNF185). The transcript has 22 exons. The record is from RefSeq and is a predicted model, not a curated record. NCBI's taxonomy places the organism in Eukaryota, Metazoa, Chordata, Mammalia, Chiroptera, Mormoopidae. The coding region runs from base 77 to 1951 and encodes 624 amino acids.